AGUGCAGGCAAUCGAGUUUUCGGGUCGGUUCAGUUUAUUCGGUUUUCGGGUUAUUCCGGUUGGGAUGUUUAAGAAUCGUUUAGAAACCGGACAUUUUUCGGCUUGGUUUGGUUCAGAUAAUGUCAGGUCAAUAAUUUAGGUUUGGUUUGGGUUUAAAGCAAAAAGAAAACCAGAUUUUUUUUGAAAAUCCGAGUUAAACCCAAAAACACCAAAACAAUAUUCUAGUAAUUCAUGUAGUUCGUUUUUUUGAAUUUUUUUUUAUUUCUAAAUUAUAUUUUAUAUAUAUUAAAAUUAAAAAUAGUUAAUAUUUUUAAUAUAUUCAAUAUAUUUGGUUACCCAUUCGAUUUUCGGUUGCGUUCCGGUUAAGUUUCGAUUUUUCGGAUUUAGAAAUAUAGAAACCGUUCGGAUUUUUGUAAUUUUUGGUCCGAUUUUGGUCUCGGGUUUUCGGAUAAUAUGUCCACGACUACAUGGGACAAUAUCGUCUCUGUAGCUUACAUUCGACCCUUUUCGAGGACUACACGAUCUGUCUCUCUCUCUCUAAUUCAAUCUCUCUCUCUAAAAAAAAGCUUCAAUCUUUUCUCUCUUUAUUUGAAAUUAAAAGGUUGAACCUCUACCUUUUUUCUUCUCUUUCAGCUGAAUCUAAAAUGGACGAUCAUCAUCCUCAGUACGGUGUACCUGAGCUCCGGCAGCUCAUGCAAGGCGGAGGGAGGACGACUACGACGGAAUCACCGUCGACAUCUUCUCAUUUUCCCUCUGACUUCUUUGGCUUCAACCUAGCUCCGGCUGCGCCGCAACACCACCGACUACAUCAGUUCACUACAGAUCAGGAGAUGGCCAUCUUACCACGUGGCAUACAUGGACUCGGUGGGGGUUCUUCGACGGCUGGAAAUAACAGUAACUUAAACGCGAACAGCAGCGGUGGAGCAGUUGGGUUUAGCGGGUUUCUCGAAGGAGGAGGUUUCGGCGGCGGCGGGAGAGGAGAUGCCGGAGGAACGGGGAGAUGGCCGAGACAAGAAACCCUAACUCUGCUGGAGAUUAGAUCUCGUCUUGAUCAUAAAUUCAAAGAAGCUAAUCAAAAGGGACCUCUAUGGGAUGAAGUUUCUAGGAUUAUGUCUGAGGAACAUGGAUACCAAAGGAGUGGGAAGAAAUGCAGAGAGAAGUUUGAGAAUCUUUACAAAUACUAUAAGAAGACUAAAGAAGGCAAAGCCGGAAGACAAGAUGGUAAACACUAUAGAUUUUUCCGGCAGCUAGAAGCGCUCUACGGUGAUUCCAACAACUUGGUUCCUUGUCCCAGUCAUAACACACAGUUCAUGAGCAAUGCUCUUCUUGGCUUCCACACUCAAAACGUCAUGAACGUUACUACAACAACGUCUAACAUUCAUAACGUUGAUAGCGUGCAUGGUUUUCAUCGUCAAAGCCUAAGCCUUUCUAACAACUACAACUCCUCCGAGCUGGAGCUGAUGACUUCGUCUUCUGAGGGGAAUGAUUCUAGUAGCAGAAGGAAAAAGAGGAGUUGGAAAAAUAAGAUAAAGGAGUUCAUUGAUAUGAACAUGAAAAGGUUGAUAGAAAGGCAAGAUGUUUGGCUUGAGAAGUUGACAAAGGUUAUUGAAGACAAAGAGGAACAAAGAAUGAUGAAAGAAGAGGAAUGGAGAAAGAGUGAAGCCGCUAGGAUCGAUAAAGAGCAUUUGUUUUGGUCUCAAGAGAGGGAGAGGAUGGAAGCUAGGGAUGUGGCGGUGAUUGAGGCUUUGCAGUUUUUGACCGGAAAGACGUUGGUAAAGCCGUUAUGUUCAUCCCCGGAGGAGAGGAUUAAUGGUACUAAUGAGAUCCAAAACAAGAGUGAGGAUCAGAAUGAGAAUGAAAGCGACCAAACAAUGACUAACAAUGUUUCUGUUGAACGAAGUGGUAGCUGCUGGAAUGAGCAAGAGAUCAUAAAGCUUAUGGAGAUAAGAACUAGUAUGGAGUCAGCGUUUCAAGAGAUAUUGGGAGGAUGCUCGGAUGCUUUUUUAUGGGAGGAAGUCUCAGAGAAAAUGUCUCAGUUAGGGUUUGAUCAGAAAAGUGCCUUGUUAUGCAAGGAAAAGUGGGAGUGGAUAAGCAAUGGAAAGAAGAAAAUCACCAAGAAAAGGAAGGAGAAAUCGUCGAGCUGCGGCGUUUACUAUCCAAAAACAGAAGAAAAUACGAUCUAUAACAAUCAAGCAAGUGGAUAUAAUGCUAAUGAUCAGCAUCAUCAGAUGAAUGAAAGAGCCAAUGUGGGUUCUUCAACAUCAACUGCAAACGCAGCCGCUGGAAAUCCGAGUGGCGCAAUGGCCGCUAGUACAAACUGCUUCCCGUUCUUCAUGGGAGAUGGAGACCAGAAUCUGUGGGAGAGUUAUGGUUUAAGGCUAAAUAAAGGAGAGAAUCAUCAGUGAGUAAUUACUUUCCAACGAUGAAGAGCGCCCAAGAAUAAAUGAAGGGUUAUAUAUAGUGUUGAAAUGGUGCUCUGGAAUUUGAGAAAGGGACGACAAAACAUGAUCUAAAGCUUUUUGUAUUUAGUCACUGAGAACAUUUGAAGUUGGAAACUUGUCUUAAAUAGUUCGUAAUACAUAUAUCAACAAAAUAUCUCCCACAAACUAAAACAAAUUUCCGGGGGACUGAAUUAACAAAUAUUUUGAUGAGUUAUAUCUUAUAUGAAGGAAUUGUUAGAGCCAACAUCAAUGAUUUUCUAUGGAAGAAUACAGUCGAGAACCCAUUUUCAAAAAAAAAGAAUACAGUCGAGAACAAUAACAUAUAUACGAACCAAACGGUUCUUGUCCACUGGUUUCACAAUAUCACAUGUUAAUGUCGAUCGAGAGUAGUUGAGACCGACAAUAAUUU
Messenger RNA from Raphanus sativus (radish), 2850 nucleotides. RefSeq names its product trihelix transcription factor PTL-like. The transcript is spliced from 3 exons. The record is from RefSeq and is a predicted model, not a curated record. NCBI's taxonomy places the organism in Eukaryota, Viridiplantae, Streptophyta, Magnoliopsida, Brassicales, Brassicaceae. The coding region runs from base 468 to 2405 and encodes 645 amino acids.